AUGCUCAAUCUGACUGUUCUUUUUGUCCUGGCGAGCGUAUGCCGGGCCUUUUAUCUGCCCGGUGUGUCGCCGACUGACUACGAGGCGGACCAGCGAGUCCCGCUUCUUGUGAACAGUUUAACACCCUCUUAUUCGUCUCAAUCGCGCAACGUCAAGAGUAUUAUUCCUUACGAUUACUACAACAAAAACUUUAACUUUUGCAAGCCCUCGGAGGGUCCCAAGCACCAGAGCGAGUCGCUAGGCUCAAUUUUGUUUGGAGACCGAAUUUUUAACUCACCAUUUGAACUGUACAUGCUGCGCAACGAGUCAUGCAAGCAACUAUGCUCGUCAACGUACACUGCACAACAGGCGGUGUUUGUGAACCGAAAGAUUCGCCAGGAGUACAAUCUCAACUGGCUGAUUGAUGGGUUGCCUGCAGGAACAGAAACGCUUGAUGGGAAUGAGAUUUACUAUUCGUUAGGAUUCCCGCUUGGUCAAGUUACUGAGGACCGGGUUCCAAUUCUUAAUACGCACUAUAAUAUUAUUGUGGAGUACCACACAACGCGUGCAGGCAAGCAUCGCGUGGUUGGUGUAUCUGUAGACCCAUACUCUGAACGCAACAAGCCUGCUGAGGACGGGUCAAUCACGUGUGGUUCCGAGGAAGCAGUUGAGUUGACUGUGACGGACGAUACCCAGGUUGUUUUCACCUAUUCUGUUACGUGGGUUCCCAGCAGCACUGUUUGGGCGACGCGUUGGGACAAGUACUUGCACGUGUUUAAUCCAAGCAUCCAGUGGUUUUCGUUGGCCAAUUCAAUCAUUUCGGUGUUGUUUUUGACGGGCAUGGUAGCGACGAUUUUGUUACGGACACUGCGCAAGGACAUUGCACGAUACAAUGAGAUUGACUUGACAGAGGAGAUUCAGGAGGACAGCGGGUGGAAGCUUGUUCAUGGAGAUGUGUUCAGAUCGCCAAAGAAUAGAAUGUUGUUGUCUGUGUUUUUGGGCUCUGGCGCGCAAUUAUUUUUUAUGGGCGGUGCCACUCUUGUGUUUGCGCUGCUUGGGUUUUUGUCUCCUUCCAACCGUGGAUCACUGACCACUGUUAUGAUUGUUUUCUACACCUUUUUCGGGUUUGUUGGAGGAUAUGUGUCAGCUCGGUUUUACAAGACGUUUGGCGGUGAAGCUUUUAAGUUGAAUGCAAUUUUGACGCCAAUCUUGGUACCUGGAAUUGUUUUUUCAGUGUUUGUUUUGCUCAACUUUUUCCUGAUUUUCGCCCACUCUUCUGGUGCGGUUCCAUUUGGCACUAUGCUUGCUCUGAUUGCCAUUUGGUUUGUGAUUUCGAUUCCAUUGUCUGCAUUGGGCAGUUUCCUUGGGUUCAAGCGGGAAGCGUUUUCUUUCCCUGUUCGUACUAACCAGAUUCCACGACAGAUUCCAACCCAGCCCAAAUCUCUGCGGUUGGUGCCAUCUGUGUUGUUUGCAGGCAUUCUUCCCUUCUGUGCCAUCUUUAUUGAGGUGUACUACAUUUACAACUCACUGUGGUUCCAUAAGGUGUACUAUAUGUUUGGGUUUUUGUUUGUGUGCUGUCUGUUGAUGAUUAUGACGACAGCCACGGUCACUGUGCUUUUGACGUACUUUUUGCUGUGUGCUGAGAACUACCACUGGCAGUGGCGGGCGUUUUUCGCUGCUGGUGCCUGCAGUGUGUAUAUUUUGUUGCAAGCAGUGGUAUAUCUUGUGUUCAAGCUGUCGCUUGGUGGAUUCAUUUCGAACGUGCUUUAUAUUGGGUACAGCGUUCUGUUGUCGUUUGUUGUGUUUGUUUUGACUGGGUCGAUUGGCUUCAUUGUGGCCUUUUUCUUUGUGCGCAAGAUUUACGGCUCCAUCAAGAUUGACUAA
Messenger RNA from Magnusiomyces paraingens, 1863 nucleotides. RefSeq lists its product as uncharacterized. The record is from RefSeq and is a predicted model, not a curated record. The coding region runs from base 1 to 1863 and encodes 620 amino acids. The transcript has a single exon. Gene Ontology annotation, cellular component: fungal-type vacuole membrane; endosome. Gene Ontology annotation, biological process: vacuolar transport; protein localization to membrane. NCBI's taxonomy places the organism in Eukaryota, Fungi, Ascomycota, Dipodascomycetes, Dipodascales, Dipodascaceae.